AUGAACGAGGAAUUUGCCAACCCAAACGAGAUUCGGCCGGCUCGACGACCGAAUCGAAUUCAACAGAAUCUGCCACCGCAGCCACGGCCACGAACGUGCCAGCCGCAUUCACUUGAAGCUUGGUAUUGUGAAGCACCUGAGAGCCAAAACGAACCUCGACUUUGUCAACAGCUCCACAUCGAAGUUGAUCUCUCAGAGGAGGAAGACGCUAAUCAAGCUCCACUUAUGCCAAUAGAAGAAAUGGAACAGUUGGUUGAACAAGAGCCCGCUUCGGUUGCAAAGAUGCAAGUCCUUGUAUUGGAGGAAUGGGAUCAACAUCAAGUGGACGAAGAUGAAGAAGAGCCAUUGAUAGAAGGGCAAGGAGAAUUAGAUGUCCCAGAAGCUGUUGCUGAAGAGGUUGUGCAGGCGCAACCGAUUAUGCAUUCGCGACCACACAGACAGAAACGACGAUUUGAGCCAAAUGAAAGUCCUAGACACAGACCGCUCGUAAAGGCGCCGCGAAAUGAGAUUAAAAGUGAAGAUAUGGAAGCGGAGUACGCGGUAAUCGCAAAUACACUUUCCAUGGACCCAUCACAGCUAUGUUUAUUGUGUGGAAAUGAAAUUAAAGACGAAAUGAUUAGCGUGUCAGGAGAUCAUGUUCAUAUAUGGGCGGAAAAGAUUACAGCAGAUUUUAUUGCUAGAUAUGUAGAUGUGGGAGCUACUUCGUUGGAAGUGCUGCAUUCCCGAAUAAAAAUAGGACUAACCACCAAUGCGGAUAAGGGAUUUGCCUUUUGCCGAGAACACUUUCUUGUCAGUGACAAUAUUUCGAUUCUUUCAUUGAACGCUGAAUUUUUCGCUUUGCCUUUUCACAUGUUCACCACAUCAGACAAGCAUCAGUCGCCACGACUUCAUGUAACGAUACCGGAGAUAUGGAAAGCCAUCAUUCUGGAACAAUUGCCUGCUCGCCGCAAUAUGAACAACUCCCCACGACAGCACUUUAAUGAUAUAAAAUUCUGUCUUCGACAUUUUGUGCCAACAAGUUUCCAAUGGUUUAAUGGUGGUGUGAAGUUUGUUGGAACUGAUGAUGAUUUUCCCCUUUCCAACUAUUUCGCUUCUCCAUUCUUAGAACCGCAAUACAAGGAGGCUGUAGAUGAACUGUUUGCGGCGGUUCCUAACAGCGAAAAAGGAAUAAUGGAUACAUGGCACACAAAAUUGCUUGACAACUCAAAGUGCAAUAUUUGCAAUAGAGUUGUCUCCACAAGUGUUAAUUCACUUCUUCAUCACAUGCACGAACGCAGUGGAAGAUUGCUGUGCAUGAUAUGCCAAAAGACAUUCCCAUGUGAUAUAAAUGAUUUGAGCGACACUUUGUUUUUAAAUCAUAUUGGGCAAUUCCAUAAAAACAUUGUCUACGAUUUUGAGUGCAUAUUUGGCUGUGAGAGGCGGUAUAAAUGCCCGACAACGUUUCGCCAACAUCUUUUUAGCAGCCACAUUGAUGAGCUGUCAUUCCAUUCCGACUGCGGGUUAUCUUUCGCGCAUGCGGAUAAAUAUGAUUCGCAUAUUUCAUGCCAUAUCAGAAAUAACGUCUCAGACUGCUGUAUCACAUGUGGACUAGCCAAUUCGUCGAUUAUUAUUAGUCAAGGAAACGUUUUGUCGCACGAUGUCAUUCAUUCAAUCGAAAUGGCGGCGUCCUGCAACAUUUGCAGUUCAAUAUUUGAGGGCGCUUCGAAGGUGCCGAUACUGAAAUGGGCAAAGCUAACACCAGGUGUGCAGAAAGACAUUUAUGUUCAAUCAAACGCCGAUUUGUUCAGAGGCUAUACUCAACUUCUUUAA
Molecule: messenger RNA, 1809 nt
Organism: Caenorhabditis bovis
Lineage: Eukaryota; Metazoa; Nematoda; Chromadorea; Rhabditida; Rhabditidae
Source: the annotation of a GenBank genome assembly